Cavia porcellus (domestic guinea pig) is the source of this 6072-nucleotide messenger RNA. RefSeq names its product zinc finger protein ZFP2-like. The transcript is spliced from 5 exons. The record is from RefSeq and is a predicted model, not a curated record. Gene Ontology annotation, cellular component: nucleus. NCBI's taxonomy places the organism in Eukaryota, Metazoa, Chordata, Mammalia, Rodentia, Caviidae. The coding region runs from base 277 to 2229 and encodes 650 amino acids. Gene Ontology annotation, molecular function: DNA-binding transcription factor activity, RNA polymerase II-specific. Gene Ontology annotation, biological process: regulation of transcription by RNA polymerase II.
GUCCAGAUCUUGAGCGCGUUGCUGGGAAUCCUGACUAGUUGACUGGAGUUGUUUUCUUUAGGAUUUCUGCAGGCUACAGGCUGCAGGAGAAGGACCAUGGGGAGACCCUCAAGCCACACAACGGAGACUUCUGAUUUGGAGCUGAUUGACUGAUAACAUACUGCCUUAGGAUAAUCUCACCUUCUCUAGACACAGAUUCUAAAUGAGUGUCUACGGAGAAACUCUUCAAGCAAAAGCUGAAAAGCAACUAGCUUCUUAUUGUGUUCACAGGAGGUGAUGAAUUUUGAGGAUGUGGCUGUGAACUUCACCGUGGAGGAGUGGGCGUUGCUGGAACCCUCCCAAAAGAAGCUUUAUAGAGAUGUGAUGUGGGAAAACUUUCAGAACAUGGUUGCUAUAGGAAAAAAUUGGAAUGAACAGCAAUUUGAACAUGAAUACAAAGAGUACAAGAGAAAUAUAAGAAUGGAAGAAGUUAAAUGCUUACAAUAUAAAUUAGGGUAUCUGCAUGAAGAAGUGAGAUUUUGGACCCCAGAUAUUAAUAUGAACAUGAAACCAUUUGGUACAAAACCAUGUGUACCAGAUGCUUGCAGAAAACCCAUAAUUGGUAAAUUAUUGCCAAAAGUUCCCAUCACAGCUAAUACUGGACUCAAACCACAUGACUGUCAGGGAUUUGAAGAUGGAAUGACUUGUACAAACAUCCACUGCUUUCCCAAGCUUUCUGACAAAAUUCCUAGAGAAAAGAAGCAAAGUUUUAAAUGCUACUUUGAUCCUCUUGAGGGACGCAGCACUGAAGAGAAGUCCUUUGUCUUUGACCAAGAUGUGAAAGCUUUCAAUACAGCCAACUAUACUCAAAUAGGGGAAAGAAAUCCUAGUAUAAUGAAUAACUAUGUAUGUAUACCAUAUGAAAAAGAUCUUAGUUCUCAGCAUGAUAUUCAGCUACAUGAAAAACCUAAUACUGUAGAAAAUCACUAUAUGAGUAAACAGUGUGAGGCAGUAUUCAAUAAUAACAUUUCAUUUUGGAAAGGCAAAGAAAUUCACAGUAUAAAGAAGCAGUAUGUAUGUAUGCAAUGUAUGAAAUCCUUCAAUACACACAGAGCUUGCAAAAGACAUGAAAGAAUUCACUCUGGAGAGAAAUCCUAUGUAUGUAAACAAUGUGGGAAGGCCUUUAGCACACACAAGUAUUAUCAAAUACAUGAAAGAAUUCACACUGGAGAGAAACCAUAUGUAUGUGACCAAUGUGGAAAAGCAUUUAAAUCCCAAAGUGAACGUAAACUACAUCAAAGAACUCACACUGGAGAAAUACUGUAUGUAUGUGACCAAUGUGGCAAAACACUUAAAUCCCCAAGUGGAUAUAGAAUACAUAAGAAAGCUCACACUGGAAAGAAACCCUACGUAUGCAAACAGUGUGGGAAAGCCUACAUCACAGUAAGUCAGUGUAAAAGACAUGAAAGAACUCACUCUGGGGAGAAACCCUAUGCAUGUAACCAAUGUGGGAAAGCAUUUAAUUCACAAAGUGUGUGUAAAGUACAUCAAAGAAUUCACACUGGAGAGAAACCAUAUGUUUGUAACCAAUGCGAGAAAGCCUACAGCACACACAGUCACUGGAAAACACACGAAAGAACUCACUCUGGGGAGAAACCAUAUGUGUGUAACCAAUGUGGGAAAGCAUUUAUUUCCCAAAGUAAAUGUAAACUACAUCAACGAACUCACACUGGAGAAAUACGGUAUAUAUGUAACCAAUGUGGAAAAGUAUUUAAAUCCCGAAGUGGAUAUAGUUUACAUCAAAAAACUCACACUGGAGAGAAACCCUAUGUGUGUAAUCAGUGUGGGAAAGCCUACACCACAAACAGUCAGUGUAAAAGACAUGAAAGCACUCAUUCUGGGGAGAAACCCUUUGUAUGUAACCAGUGUGGGAAAGCAUUUAAUUCACAAAGUGUAUAUAAAAUUCAUCAAAGAAUUCACACUGGAGAGAAACCUUAUGUAUGUAACCAGUGCGGGAAAGCCUACAGCACACACAGUCACUGGAAAACACAUGAAAGAACUCACUCUGGGGAGAAACCGUAUGUGUGUAACCAUUGUGGGAAAGCAUUUAUUUCCCAAAGCAAAUGUAAAAUACAUCAAAGAACUCACACUGGAGAGAAACCAUAUAUAUGUAAUCAAUGUGGGAAGGCCUUCACGAGACACAGUCAUUGUAAAACACAUGAAAGGACCCACUAUGAGGAGAAAUCCUAAGUAUGUAACCAUUUAUAGCACACACAAUCACUCUAAAAGACAUGAACUCACACUGAAGAGAAACCGUUAUGCAUGUAAAUAGUGUUUCAAAAUCUUCAUCAGACAAAUUUACUGUAACACACAACAAAGAAGCCAUUUAGGGAGAAUGCUUAUGUAUGUAACAUGGGAAAACCUUCACCAGACACAGUCGGUGUAAAAGACAUAUAAGUACUCACAGUAGUAGAAACCAUGACUAUGUAACAAUAUAGGGAAGUUUUCAAUAGAAAUGCUAAAAAUGUGAAAGACACAAAUCUGAGGGGAAACUGUAUGUAAGCAAUGUGUGAAUGAUCUCAGCUGAUCCAGUGACUUCCAAAGAUGUGAAAGUUCUCUAAGGGUACAAAGCUUAUGUAUUUAAAUUGUUCGAAAAUGCAUAAACUGCACAUGUAUUAUAAAGUUUGUGGAAAAGAAAAAACAGUGGACCGAAGCCUUCAGUAAUCUGGUAAUCACCACAGACUUAAAAAAUGUUAGGGAAAGUGUGUGUGCCUGUGUAUAGUCACUUAAACAUUUAAAGCCAUUGUAAAGAAAUCAUUGUAAAGAGUUGAAGUAAUCUUUGAUUACAUAGAGAUAUCAUUACAUAAACUGAAGGGGUAAGUAAUGAGAAUCUUAACAUCGUGAACAAUGUGGGAAAGAUUUUGUUUCUCAAUGUAUUCAAAUACGAAAGAAUUCUCAUAUGAGCAAAGCCACACGCAUGUAAUUACUGUAGCAAACUAAUUUUUCCGUUUCGCAUUACACAAAAGCUUACACUAGAAAGAAACCUUAUGUGGAUAGUUUUACAAAGCGUUUUGUGAUUUUUGGAACCUCAGAAAAUAUGCAUUUACACAAAGGGAGAGUAAGUGGAGGAUUUGAGUUGUCCCCAUUUUAACAUGACCUUUCAUGUAUACACUGCAUUUCAUACUGGAGAAAUAAGUAGGUUUUGAGAGAUAGCUCUUUUGUCUUGCUUUCUUUCAUAUUCCAAAAAUCUUUGUCAUAAAUAGAAUAUUGCAUAUUGGAUUAAAUUCCUAUGAAUGUACUCAGGUAUACCUCAGUUUGAAAAUCCUUUGAAUAUUUCUCAUAUAAUGCAAAUUUGUAUAAGUAAAUCAUGCACAAAUGGGAUAUCCAUUUUCUAUGAAAUAUAGCACUAGGAGAUAAAUUAUAAAUACAGCAAACUCAUCAUUGAAGUAGAUCUCGGGGUAGAUAUUUAUAAGUUGCCUUUUGAGUAUAAAUGUAUUGAAUAUAUGUUAUAAGAAAUAGUGUGUGUGUGAUUGACUAUUCAAAUCAGGUCAUAAUUUAUUUUGUAUGGUGACGUAUCUGCAGGUGUGUUUGUGUUGUUUACAUACUAGGAAGCUUAGAAGUUUGGUGGUUCUUUUUAUUUUCUUUGAUUUUUUUUUUAGUAAUGUGGGGUAACAUGACCCCAAAACUGAGUAUUUUGUAAAUUUUUCUCAUACUACCUUCCAUUUACCUGCUUUGUGCACCAUCAAUUUUUUAAAAAUUUGACAUUGAAAUGGUUUAUGAUUGUAAUGUUUAUUUCAUAUUGUUUUCUACAUAUUAAUCUCUUUUCAGCCAACUUGCAGAUUAACGCAUAUGAUUUCUAUGUUUGAAGAUAUUGAGACUUGCUGCUUCCUGUGAUAUCCUCAGACCAUCAUUAGUAUUCUAUUCCUUCUUAGCAAUCAAGAUCUUUUCUCUCUGUCUUUGCAGUCUGCUGCUUUACUGUAGGUUCCCUUGUGGCCAAACUCACGAAGUUUAAAACAUUCUGCUGGGAUCUUUGUUUUUGCGAGUCAAGAACUAAAAGCCCCCAACAAUAGCCAUGCCACCACCUCAGCAUUCGACUGCCUUGAAAUUUCUUUUGCCAGAUUCAUUAGUUUGCUACCAUCAAUGUUAGUCUCAGGCAAAGUCUUCAGAAAUGAGCAAAAUGAAGACAAACUUUGCCGAGCCACAAUAUACACUGUCUCGAGUCCAGCAACUUACAUAGUCCUUCAGAGUAGAAACCUCCCAAGCCCAGUCUUUACCAACAAAUAUUUGUAUCAGCUCUGGUCUUCGGAGCACUUCCCAGAGUCUCCAGUGCAGAACUGCCUGAUAUUCUAGCUGUACUGUUUCAGGCAACAUCCCAAAAUUUUUCCCACAAGUCAUUCCCAAAGGCUUUUGAAUAGCCAGGUAAUCACAGCAACAAACCUACUUCUCUAGUACCAAAUUCUGUCACUUCUCUCUAAUUGCUGAGACAAAAUCGUUGAUGCCCAAAGUUAAUGAAAACGUUUACUUAGCUCACAAUUUGUGGAGGUUUCAGUCCACAAUCAGCUGGCUCUGAGGCAUUGUGGUGUGGCAAAGGGGCAAGCAUUCGUGGUGGCAAAAGUCAGCAAAAGCAACAAGAGCAAAAGAGGGAGCAGAAAACCUCUUUUCCCUUAUAUUGUGUGUGGGCUACCCACCCUAAGGCAGGUGAAACAGAGACCCCAAAUCAGUAUUAGACACUAGACCAAACACACACUACAUUCAGCUGCUGUGAAUACCCCAUAGCAGCUGUGAUCAUAAGAAGGUUUGGUGAGACAUCCAGAUACAAUUCAUAAAAGCAUGUAAAAUCAACAAUCUCACAGAAGCAGAGUAUAAGUUCAAAGAAAAAGCACAAUGUUUCUCAUGUACAGUACAAAAUGAUGCUGCAGAUCACAUAGGACCAUGAUGGAUAUAGUGAGCCAUAGAUCAUUAGAAUUUUCUGAGAGGGUUAUUCUUUGUGUUUUCUUCAUAAAUGUAAUUAUUUCACAGUGCAAACAUAGCAGCAUAUCAAACUGUACAGUUAUAAUUUAUAAUUUUAAUAUUUUUGCAUAAAUACAAAAUUAUCAAGUUAAGACAAAUAUAACAUAAUUGUAGUUCCAUGAUGUGUCCCCAGAAUCUUUGCUUUCUUCAGCUGUUACACAGUUAAUUUAAUGUGUCUGUAUUUCUGAAAGGAUUUAAUAGUUUGAUGAAAUUUAUACUCAAGUCAUUAGAAAGGUAAAAUGAGUUCUUUGAGGAUAUAAAUUGGGAAACAGUUUGUGAGGAACAGUUGAGCUGGAGAUUCAUGACACAUUCUGAGUUAGAGCAAGGCCAGCCCCAAGAACAUGGAGCACCAAAGGCAAGCCUUGUAAACAAGUUGGGGCUAGAGCAGAGCCCAUGCAGCAGGUGUCUGACCUUGGUGUUCCUCCCUUCUGAAUAUGGCACUAGUAGCCCUGAGAAUGUUUCACUUUCAGUCUUCUCAGCAAAUCACAGAACUUGCACUUUCACUCUAUUGUUGCCUUCUCCCCUUUUUAUCACAUACAAAUACAGAGGCAGACCAAGCUGGCUUUAUCGGAGAGGUCAUAUCCCACCCAGUCCCAGGUUUUCUUUAAAUAUGUUUCUAGGUUUGCUUGUCUCCUGUCCACCUCUCAGUACCUUGCUGGCUGCACAGGUGAUAGAAACAAUUUUAGCAGAACUUAAGUUUAGGCUUUCAUGACUGAAAACUAUACAUACAUUCAGAAAAGUUUCACAUUAGGAAAUCACUUAAAAUUAAUUUAUUUCACUUAAAUUUAUGUUUUCAGUGUGUCCAGUCAAAUGUUUCAAAAUCAUCCCUAUAGCCAUGUAUUCCAUUAUUUACUAUUUGCAUGUUUAUAUAUCACAAACAUGAACAAUAAUACUAGUAAUUGUAGUCAUAAUGCAAAUGGGGAAAGAGCACCUCCCUAUAGACGGAGUGUGAAGAAUGUGAAGGAAAGCUAAUAAAAAGAAUCACGAUGUGUUAUGUACAUAUACAUUCUCUGUAAGAUGACUGCAAAUGUACUCUCAAUGUGUAUUAAUAAAUUAAUAAAAACUCAAAUAUCUUUAUUUAGA